UAAUUUGAACUCAUAUAAACAGCGAUUUCAUUCUUGGGAAGUAGCGCUUUUAUACACUAACCCCAUCAUCUCUGUUCGAAAACCCAAUCUUUAAAUCCUCAAUUCUCACCCAAUCAAUUCCAAACCAGCCACCGAUAUCAAAAUCCGGCGAUUCCUCAAGUGAAAUUCGAAACAGACGAUGCUCUCCUUAACCGCUUUCCCCUGCCAUCUCCUCCAUCACCGAUCCCUAACCCUAAUCAGAUGCAAUCCAGAAAACGGCACCGACCUCAGCCCACCGCAGCAAAUCCGGCCGCCGGAAUCAGUAGAAAUCCGAUUCAAACGCGGCUCGAGACGGAGGCGAAGGCAGGAGGAGGAAGGCGGCGGCGGCGUUAAAAAAGCGGUUGAAAAGCAGCCCAAGGAUUGGGAUUCGAUGAGCUUGAGUGAGAAGGCGAUGGAGCUGUACGUAGGCGAAAAAGGUCUGCUGUUUUGGCUCAACAAAUUUGCUUAUGCUUCCAUCUUCAUCGUGAUUGGUGGAUGGAUUCUGUUCCGAUUUGUGGGGCCCUCUUUGAACUUGUACCAGCUCGACGCUCCUCCAUUGCCCCCUUCUGCAAUGCUCAAGUCGUAAUUCAUAGGUUAGGUUAUGUUACUAUUGUUGUAUUCAUAGUUAUUCUGUUUAUACCGAUGCGAGAUAUUGUUAUGUCUAUCUGUUUCGUUUGCCGAUAUUGCUAUGUCUUGCCAUUAGGAAAAUUGCCUAAAAAACGACUAUUUUUUUGAUCAAUUUCUGGUCAAUCUCGCAAUUUUAUAAAAUAACCGAAUUUAAAAAUUGGCAAGGUUAUGAUAUAAGCGACCAUUUUUAAAAGUUGCGAUAUUGAUCAGAAGUUGAACAAACUUGGUGGUUUUUUUGAUAAUUUGGCUUAAUAUAAAUAGAAUUGUAGUACUAUAAACAAACUGUUAAUGAUGAUCGUAUCCUACAUUUAGAAAAUGAAAUGAAUGAAUGGUGGAAAGUAUAGGGAGAGAAGCAAUGGACAGAAAAUAAUGUUUGGAGAGGAAGUGGUGGGGAAACAUGUGUGUAUAUAAUGAAAGGAUGGAAGUGGGAUUGUUGUGAUUGAAAGGAGAGAAAAAGGUGGUUAUUGAGAAAGCGUAAUGUAUAGAAUAGGUAAUGGUCUUUGGCCAUUGUUUGCAUAGGGGUUUCCUUGAACAUCUGCAGUGAUCUUGAGGAGGUCUUUGCCUAUCCCUUCCGACACACUUGUUUCGAAAACAAGGAGAAGCAGAAGAAGAAGAAGCAGAGGAAAGUAGGAGGAGGAUCGCGAGGGAAACCGACCGGAUCAAGCAAGGGCGGCGUCGUUGAAGCCAGGCUUGUCGGCCUCAUGGACGUCUUGGGACUCAUCCGCAUCCGGGUGCGCCGCGGGAUCAACCUGGCUGUCCGCGACACCCUCAGCAGCGACCCCUACUGCGUCGUCUCCUGCUCCAACCAAAAGGUCAAGACCAAGGUCAUCAGGGGCAACUGCAACCCCGUGUGGAACGAGGAGCUCACUAUCUACAUCAAGGAUUUCCAUUCUCCCAUUGUGCUGAAUGUGUACGACAAGGACACGUUCACGGUGGACGACAGCAUGGGGUGCGCACACAUAGACAUAGAGCCGCUGAUAAAGUGCCUGAAGAUGGGGCUGUCGAGCCUCCCCGAGGGGACGAAGGUGGAGAGGGUGCACCCGACGAAGGAGAACUGCCUGGCCGAGGAGAGCACCAUUGUGUGGUACAAAGGUGGGAAGAUGAGACAAGACAUGAUGCUCAGACUCAACGAGGUCGAAUGCGGCAAAGUCCAAAUACAGAUUGAAUGGAUCGAGAUUCCUGGCUGCAAAGGCCUCCAUGCCUAAUCCAAUAUCACUAUUUUAGCUCGCUCUUAAUUUCCAGUUUUUUCCUCGCAUUUUCCACACAAUUGCAAAUGAUUGAUAUAUCUUGCAUUCAUGUCUAAUUUACAAUUCUGGUACUCUCUUCUUUGUUUA
This is a messenger RNA of Salvia splendens (bonfire salvia), 1979 nucleotides long. RefSeq names its product protein C2-DOMAIN ABA-RELATED 7. NCBI's taxonomy places the organism in Eukaryota, Viridiplantae, Streptophyta, Magnoliopsida, Lamiales, Lamiaceae. The record is from RefSeq and is a predicted model, not a curated record. The transcript is spliced from 3 exons. Bases 1347 to 1850 code for a protein of 167 amino acids.